UGUUAACCAAGUUGGUGAAGUUUUCAUGCAGUCGCUGUUUUCCUUGUGUGCUUGAUAUGAGCGGACGCAUUCGGCGUAAAUGUUAUUUUGUCUUUUGGCAAACCGACACAAUUUCGACAAGAUACUUAUCUACACCUAAGAAGCUUCAAGCACCGGCCAAAAUACAGAUUAAAUUCCUUGUUAAAUUCCACUGCUACUAGGCUACUUCACUUUGGUACCGUACAGGGAGUUAUUGUCUUUAAAACGUCUUCCCGAAUGAAGAUUAUUUUAAAGAAUCGCAGAUAGAAACAAAAGAAACUUCACGCAAAUUGAACAAUUUCUAAGGAAGCCAGAUGUUCGCUCGCACAGGUGUGAUUCACAAUGGAACACUGGUUGCCUGUCAAAGCUUAGAUUAAAUCUUUAUUGUUUCGUGUGAUGUGCUUUGUGUUUAGAGCCGUACGAAAAACGUGGGCUUACCAAGGGGCUUGUUGAGGCGUACAUCCCAUAAUUCCACGCUUUUGUCAGUUUAAUCGCAGCUGGGCUUCAGCAAACAACGGCCUCGGCUAAAACAACACUGUAUUUAUGAAUAUCAAUCUUACUGAGUUGAACUUUUCCGUUUGUUAUGAAAGCAAGUCAUUGCCACCUCUUGAUAGCAAUAGGCGAGUUUAUUGCACCCGACACGUCCUUCUCUUUGCUUCUCUGCUGCGCCUUGAAAAAACAAAUACUCUGCACACUGUUCCCGCGCGCGUGGUAAUUUAUUCCAAAAGGAAUAUCCUCAUUCGUUGAACGCGUAGGUCUCGAUGCGUAGGAGGCAAGUUUAGUACCCAAGCCGUCGCAUUGUUUGGUUUUGAAUGAAUGGACUUGAAUUAGCGUGAAGUGUGAAACUUUUCGCAUUUGGUCGCUGAGCGUAGUAUUGGUCGUUUCGGAGUGUUCACUGCCCAGUGAACAGUGCCAGAUUUGUAUACUUCGCUACAGUGAACAGAAGCUUUUACGUAUCAGUGCCAAGUUUAUCUUGACCAAGUGUGUUUAAGAACAUGGCUCUGUCGGUGAGUAGUCUUCUUUUGGAGAGCUUCAGUAGCGACUUCGACCCUCUUCAGCCGUCACUUUUCAAGGAUUUAAGCGAUGAUUCAGCAGACGUGAAAACCAAGACCAAAGAAGCAACGGAUGAUCUAUGGAAGAAUUUUUCAUUUCCGCCGACGCCACCGAUCUCACCGGCUUGUUCGCCCCCGUACGCCACAACCGAAGAAGCAAGGGAACAGCCAGUUUGCCAUGGCCUUGCUGACGAGGGACUCUCUCUAGAUGAAGAAUGUUCGCUGUACUUCCAAGCCGGUGACCUCAAGGAUAUAUUGAUCAAAGACUGUAUGUGGAAUGGAGCGGCGUUCGAGAAAAACGUGGACAGGAAACAGCGAAUGCAUUCGAAAAUGGAACGCGUGCGUCUUCUGUGCCAGACGCCGCCUCUGAGUGAGUCAGCCGCGAGGAUUUUGAGCGUGGAUCCGUCAGAGAUCUUUCCGUUUCCUCUUAGUGCUAGCCCGGGCAGUGAUCUGCGUGAAAGCAUCGAGGAACAAUCGGAUUCCGAAGAAGAGGAAGUCGAAGUUGAUGUUGUUACUAUAGAAAACUCAAGCAAACGAGACCAGGAGGAAAUCCAAGAAAUAAUCGAGCCCGAAAGUGAGAAAAUUUGUGCAACAAUCGACGAACCGAAGACGAGUCAAGCCUGUUCGGAAAUAUUGGGCUUAGAAGACCAGCAAGACGCUGACGAUGACGACGAAAAAACCAACUUCGUGGGCAAGAUAAGAACACGUCGACACAGGAAAGUGUUAUGCAGUGACGGAUUAAAUUACCGCGAUGGAAGGAAACUUGUUAAGAACAUGAGCAGCUCCGGUGAAAGCGACGAGUCCGAAAACGAUAGUGAAUUCACACGCGCGACUCAUAAUGUCUUGGAGCGAAAGAGAAGGAACGAUUUGAAAAUGAAGUUUCAAAAAUUGCGGGACUGUGUACCGGAAUUGAAGGACAACGAUCGAGCACCGAAAGUGUCGAUUUUGCGAAAGUCAUGGGAGUAUAUAAGUCAAAUCAAACAAGAGGAAAUAAAACUCCUGGCAGAGCUGGAAAAACAAAAGAAAAUUAACGCAGUGUUGUUAAGAAAGCUUCUGGCUAUGAAUCAAACGAACUAGACACUUUUUACAAUAGGACGCAUUACUUCUAUGCCGUUUUAUCCACUCCCUACAGAGUAGUUUUUGAAGUGCCUUACUGAGGGAACGAGGUUUUUUGAAAAUGUUCAUUUGAUUUUCUUAUUAUUUACACCGGCCCGGCGCUUUGGUCUUCGAAGCGUAAAUUAUAAUGAAUUAACAAUUUUGCUGUGCAACGUAAUAGUAACGCGAGAUUUUUUCAGACGAAUUGAGAACACACUUACGCGUAGCUGAAAUGGCAUAGCUAAGUUGAAUAGACACACAGUUAGAGUUAAUCUUGAAGAUACUGAUUGUAAAUAACGUUAUAAUUGUGCUGUUGCAAUGCGAACCGAAUUUAAACCGGCUUUGUACACGCUUGACAAAAGCAUUAGAAUUUCAUGUAGAGCGACAGCGCAGUAGAAAGCACUAUUUGUGGUAGAAAAGCCACUAAAAUCACGAAUAAAAAUCAACGUUUCUGCUUCAAA
Messenger RNA from Orbicella faveolata, 2626 nucleotides. RefSeq names its product myc proto-oncogene protein-like. Gene Ontology annotation, molecular function: protein dimerization activity; DNA-binding transcription factor activity. Gene Ontology annotation, biological process: regulation of DNA-templated transcription. NCBI's taxonomy places the organism in Eukaryota, Metazoa, Cnidaria, Anthozoa, Scleractinia, Merulinidae. The record is from RefSeq and is a predicted model, not a curated record.